AUGGAGCUGCUGUCCACGCCCCACAGCAUCGAGGUCAGCAACAUCACCUGUGACUCCUUUCGCAUCUCCUGGGCCAUGGAGAACAGUGACCUGGAGAGGGUCACCCACUACUUCAUUGACCUGAACAAGAAAGAGAAUAAGAACUCCAACAAGUUCAAGCACCGGGAUGUCCCCACCAAGCUCGUGGCCAAGGCCGUGCCGCUGCCCAUGACGGUGAGAGGCCACUGGUUCCUGAGCCCCCGCACGGAGUACAGCGUGGCAGUGCAGACCGCCGUGAAGCAGAGCGACGGGGAGUACCUCGUGUCCGGCUGGAGCGAGACGGUCGAGUUCUGCACUGGGGAUUAUGCCAAGGAGCACCUGGCCCAGUUGCAGGAGAAGGCCGAGCAGAUCGCAGGCCGCAUGCUCCGCUUCUCCGUCUUCUACCGCAACCAUCACAAGGAGUACUUCCAGCACGCCAGGACCCACUGCGGGAACAUGCUGCAGCCCUACCUGAAGGACAACAGUGGCAGCCAUGGCUCCCCGACCAGCGGCAUGCUCCACGGGGUCUUCUUCAGCUGCAACACUGAGUUCAACACAGGCCAGCCCCCGCAGGACUCCCCCUACGGCCGCUGGCGCUUCCAGAUCCCCGCCCAGCGCCUUUUCAACCCCAGCACCAACCUCUACUUUGCGGACUUCUACUGUAUGUACACGGCCUACCACUAUGCCAUCCUGGUGCUGGCCCCCAAGGGUUCCCUGGGGGAUCGCUUCUGCCGUGACCGCCUGCCCCUCCUGGACAUUGCCUGCAACAAGUUCCUGACCUGCAGCGUGGAGGAUGGGGAGCUGGUCUUCCGCCACGCCCAGGACCUCAUCCUGGAGAUCAUCUACACCGAGCCUGUCGACCUGUCCCUGGGCACCCUGGGGGAGAUCAGCGGGCACCAGCUCAUGAGCCUGUCCACUGCUGAUGCCAAGAAAGACCCCAGCUGCAAGACCUGCAACAUCAGCGUGGGUCGCUAG
Kogia breviceps (pygmy sperm whale) is the source of this 993-nucleotide messenger RNA. It is a transcript of the gene PHYHIP, whose product is annotated as phytanoyl-CoA 2-hydroxylase interacting protein. Gene Ontology annotation, molecular function: protein binding. NCBI's taxonomy places the organism in Eukaryota, Metazoa, Chordata, Mammalia, Artiodactyla, Physeteridae. The record is from RefSeq and is a predicted model, not a curated record. Gene Ontology annotation, cellular component: cytoplasm.